Messenger RNA from Saprolegnia diclina VS20, 1944 nucleotides. RefSeq lists its product as hypothetical. The transcript has 14 exons. Gene Ontology annotation, biological process: maturation of SSU-rRNA. Gene Ontology annotation, molecular function: ATP binding; RNA helicase activity; nucleic acid binding. Bases 1 to 1944 code for a protein of 647 amino acids. The record is from RefSeq and is a predicted model, not a curated record. NCBI's taxonomy places the organism in Eukaryota, Oomycota, Saprolegniomycetes, Saprolegniales, Saprolegniaceae.
AUGGACGCGUUCCAGAGCCUCCAGCAAGGCGCUUCGUUCGACACGAAGCGCUUCAAGUCGGACAUCAACCUCUUCAAGAAUGCCAAGAAGAGCGGCGCGAUCGGCCUCGGCGUCGCCAACACCAACAUUGGCGAGCUCGACUUCUUUGGCUGCAACACGCCCGCGCCGGCGCCCAAGAAGCCACACCAGCGCGCGCGCACGUCGAGCAUCGAUGUGCCCAAAUGGGCCGGCGGCGGCGAAAACGAGCCCAAGCGCAAGGAAAGCAGCAAGCAGCGCCGGAAGCGCAAGCUCAGCGAAGAUGCGCUCGCCGAAGAAAAGGUAGCGCAGGCCGACCGCCUCGCCGCGUCGCGCCUCCUCGUGCCGUCGACCAAGUCCAAGAAGACCAAGCCGGCCAAGCGCGCAGCGCCAUCUUCGUCGUCCAGCGAGAGCAGCUCUGCCGAAGACGAGCAAGAUGAGGAUGAUGACGCCAGCGACGACGACGACGACAACGAAAACGUCAAUGUCUUUGGCAACACGGUGACCGUCGACGAGAGCGCCGCACCGCACUCCAACCACGCCGAUGACAUCAAGCAGCUGCGGAAGCGGCUCAACAUUUCGACGUGGGGCACGAUGGUGCCCGACCCGAUCGUCGAAUUUGCCGACAUGGCGAGCACCGGCAGUCUUCGGUCGACACUCCUCGCCAACGUGGAGGCCUCGCAGUACAAGAACCCGACGCCGAUCCAAAUGCAAGCGAUUCCAGCAGUCUUGAAGCGCCGCGAUGUGCUCGGCAUUGCGCCGACCGGGUCGGGUAAGACGGCUGCGUUUGCGAUUCCGAUGCUCUUGAACUUGGAGCGCCCGCGUCAGGACCAAGGCAUUCGGUCGGUCGUACUCGUUCCGACGCGCGAACUCGCGGUGCAGAUCCACGCUGAGUUUCAGCGCCUCAGUGCCGGGCGCAAAUUUCACAUCUCGCUCCUCUCCAAGGCCAGCGCGUCGACCAUGGCGUCCCAUGCCAAAAACUGCACGGUCAACUACGACGUGGUGAUUGCGACGCCGCUGCGCCUCGUGCAUCUCAUUACCGAGAGCGCGCUGGCCCUCGACAAGGUUGACAUGAUUUGCUUGGACGAAGCCGACCGGCUUUUCGAGAUGGGUUUUGUCGAGCAAAUCGACGAGGUGUUUGCGGCGUGCACCAACCCGUCGCUCCAGCGCAUGAUGUUUUCGGCCACCAUGCUCGAGGGUGUUGAAGAAAUGGCCCAGAGCGUGCUCAAGGACCCGAUCAAGGUCGCGAUCGGUGUCAAGAACGCCGGCGCCAACACGAUCAACCAGCGCCUCUUGUUUGUCGGCAAGGAAGAAGGCAAGCUCGUGGCCAUGAAGCAGCUCAUCCAAGAGGGCUUGAAGCUCCCGGUGCUCAUGUUUGUUCAAAACAAGGAUCGAGCCAAGGAACUCUUCCAUGAGCUGGUCUACGACGGUAUCAACGUUGGCGCGAUCCACGCCGACCGUACGAAAGAACAGCGCGACAAGGUCAUCAAGGACUUUCGGACGGGCUCGGUGUGGGUCCUCAUCUGCACGGAUCUCAUGAGCCGCGGUAUCGACUUCAAGGGCGUCAACAUGGUUAUCAACUAUGAUUUCCCUCAGAGUGCCGUGAGCUACAUCCAUCGCAUCGGUCGUACGGGCCGCAAUGGCCGCAAGGGCGAAGCCGUCACGUUUUUCACGGAAAGUGACAUGAUGUACUUGCGCACGAUUGCCAACGUCAUGAAGCUCUCCGGCUGCGACGUGCCCGACUGGAUGCUUGCGAUGAAGAAGGCGAGCGUCCGCCAGCGCAAGCAGCUGCUCAAGGCGCCGCCGACGCGUCACCGCAUCGAAACGGUCUCUGGCUACGAUCUCAAAAAGGCGCACAAGCACAAGCUCAUGAAGCAGCACACAGCCAAGAAAAAGAACACGGCGGACAACGACGCGAAUGACGCAUAG